This is a messenger RNA of Ilyonectria robusta, 587 nucleotides long. RefSeq lists its product as uncharacterized. Bases 34 to 414 code for a protein of 126 amino acids. Lineage: Eukaryota; Fungi; Ascomycota; Sordariomycetes; Hypocreales; Nectriaceae. The record is from RefSeq and is a predicted model, not a curated record. The transcript has 2 exons.
UGAGGGGUCAGCGCUAUCACGAGACACACUUACAUGGAGUCCACGAAUGAUAAAUAUUGCCGUUUCCCAUCAAUAAUGAGGGGAGGAGAGAGGGGAAACCUAAAACUACAUGCUCGAAUUUACCGAUCUGUAGAACCGCCAGAGACAAAAUAUCAUUACACAAUAUCAUUGACAAUGCCUCCCGCCUCCGAGAAAGCGAAGGCGAAACUUGACGCCGUCCUCAACCACCCCGACAGACAUAAUACCUCUGGCAUGACAAACCGCAUUGCUGCCACGCGGUAUCCUUCUGGUGGCAGCGACGUGACCAACGUCGUCAACCGUCGGCCAAGUCAAAGCAGCCAAAGCUCUAAUGGGGCUGGUGGGGGCGGCUUCCGAACCAGGAUGAAGGAUUUCUUUUCUCUCCCAGCUUAUUGACCAAGGGUUUUGAUUGGAUUAGUGGCCUUUUCUUUGUCGACAAAACAAAUUGAUGGACCGAAGCCGGUGGCCACUGUAGUCUGUAGGCAAAUAGUAUUGAGAAGAGAAUUCCGGAAGGAAAUAUCUUGUCUACCAGUAUCAAUGCUAAUGGAUUGAAUCUAUUACAAUCCAAA